UUGAACCUUAAUGAAUAUAAUGGGGGUGAAUAAGGUCUUAUUUCAAUGGAUAUUCCUUACUCCAUCCUUAACCCCGAGGAAACGCUUAAUGCUGUUCCUAAAGGCAGUAUGGCUACUGCAGAUUUGUCUUCGCAACAGACCAAUAAAGAGCCAAUUAAAUUGUUCAGUAAAGCCAAAGUUAAUGGGACCGAGUACCACUGCUUGGACGUUGUUAAGAUCAAACAGAAUGAAUUCUCUACAUAUGUAGCAAAAAUAUUAAAGAUAAUGUCUAGAAGUGCUGAUAAAGACAUCCCAUGUGCUCAAGUUCAAUGGUACUACAAAAAAGGAGAUAUGAACUUUGAUAUUCUAAGACUUUCAGAGGCAGAUCAGGUCUUUAUCGGUGACAAUGAAGUAUUCCCAACAAACCAUAAGGAUAUAAUCCCUCUUGAGAGUAUUAUAUGAAAGGUUCAGGUGCUUCAUCUUUCUGAAUACCAGGACUGUAGCUUAGUUAACCAGUCUAUCUUUUACACAAGAGCUAAAUUUGAUGUCAUACAGAACCGUUUGUUUCCUCCCUUUUCUAAAUGGGACAAACUCUGCAUCUGAGAAAAGCCCCAGAACCCUAACAUGCUCUACAUCGGCUGAGAAAUGUGAGAUAAGUGGGUUCAUCCUGAAUGAGUUGGAAUAAAAGACGGAAAUAUCGAAGAUGUUAAAUACUACUGAAAUCCCUGUAAGAAGAAGAAAAAGAGAGAAAAGAAGCUUGAAAAGAAGAAGAGGAAAAUUGAAGAGUACAAGAAAUAUCGAGAACAUUUUGAUUAAGAUUAAUUAUUU
Messenger RNA from Moneuplotes crassus, 807 nucleotides. The record is from the annotation of a GenBank genome assembly. Lineage: Eukaryota; Ciliophora; Spirotrichea; Euplotida; Euplotidae.